Messenger RNA from Neopsephotus bourkii (Bourke's parrot), 951 nucleotides. Its product is annotated as olfactory receptor-like protein DTMT. Gene Ontology annotation, biological process: G protein-coupled receptor signaling pathway. Gene Ontology annotation, cellular component: membrane. The record is from RefSeq and is a predicted model, not a curated record. Gene Ontology annotation, molecular function: G protein-coupled receptor activity; olfactory receptor activity. Lineage: Eukaryota; Metazoa; Chordata; Aves; Psittaciformes; Psittacidae.
AUGGUAGCCAUAGCUUCGCAUGGCAGUAAGCAGAACCCUUGUGUCAUGUGCUCAUUUCUGCCCAAAGACCAACUCAAGUGGCCCCAUGACAGGUUCGCGCUGACUCAGGUGUCAGAGUUCGUGCUCCUGGGCCAGCCCUUCCUUUUUGCUCUUUUCCUGGCUAUUUACCUGGCCACACUGCUGGGGAACUCUGCAGUCCUCGCCCUCGUGUCCCUGGAUCCCCAUCUCCGCAGCCCCAUGUACUUCUUCAGUCACCUGUCCUGCUUGGACAUUUGCUAUUCCUCAGUGACAAUGCCCAAGAUGCUGGCAAAUGCCCUGCGUCAGCAGGCACCCAUCUCCUGCUGUGGGUGCCUGGCAGAGACGUUCUUCCUGAUGGGGUGCGCAGGGUCCAAGUGCACACUCCUGGCUGUCAGGGCCUAUGACUGCUGCGCAGCCAUGUGCCAGCCCCUGGGCUACCUGCAGGCCAUGAACCGCAGAGCCUGCGUGGCUGCCGCUGUGCGCUGCUGACUCUGCCGUGCCCAUCCUCCUGCCCUCCAGGCUGCCCAGCUCCAGCACAUCUGUGAUGCCCCUCUGCAGCUGAGGGCUACCUGCAGCAACACCCGCCCAGUCCAUGCUGCCAGUGUCUCUGUGGGGCUCAGUCCCUUCCUGUUUGUCCUUGUCUCCUACCUCCAUAUCCUUGCCACCAUCCUUGGGAUGCCCCUGGCCAUCAGCUGCUGCAAGGCCUUCUCCACAUCCUCUGCCCACCUGCUUGUGGUCACUCUGUACUUUGUGACAGCCAGCCUGAACUACAAUGGCCCAGGAGCCGAUGCACUGAUCUCUGCACUGUAUGACAUCGUCACCCCCAUGCUGAACCCCCUCAUCUACAGCUUCCACAACCAGGAGGUGUGGGGGUCCUUGCAGAAGGCUGUGUGGGGAUGGGGCACACUGGGCUCCCCUGGCAGCAAUGCAUAA